CAGCUUUCUCGAAUUUGGCACUCUUCCAAAUCUCCUGUUUCUAAAUUGAACGCAUGUGCGCCUUUUGAGAGUUUAGGUCAAGACAAUCGUGUGUUCAGCUUCAAUUAUCCAUCAAAUCAAACAUUUAGUUCUCCCAAAAUGCGUAUUCACAUCAAAGAAAAUAGUUCCAGCGCGCCUGAGAGCUCUGGACGGAUCCAGGACUUUGAGGACGGGGAUGAGGUUAUUCAAUGUUUCAUUUGCAAUCAACCAGGCCUCUUGCAGUGCUCAGAGUUCCCCGAAGUGCAUUAUUGUUCCAAUGAGCACAAGGGCCUUCAUCAAAGACCAAGCGAUGAGGACGAGGACGAAGCAAAUCAUGACGGCAAAGUGGAACGCCAGUCCAAGACCUUUCCAUUCGUGAUCAAAUACCGGAAAGAUGUCGGAAGGUACAUGGUUGCCGCACGUGACAUCGAAGCUGGUGAACUAAUCUUCCGCGAAGAUCCCUUAGCCAUGGGACCAAACCAUCACUCCAAACCAUCGUGUCUGGAAUGCAUGAGAAAGGUAGAUGGUUCUUAUUUGUGUCCCAAGUGCCAAUUUCCCAUGUGUGAAGAGAUGUGCAGCUUGGGCGAGGACCACAGUGGGAAUGAGUGUGAAAUAUUCACCGGGAUUGCCGAUAAGAUCCUCUUGAGCGAUUACGAGCAAGCCAAUCCCAAGUACUGGAACAUCACCGUCCUCCGUCUCCUUCUCAACAAGCUAAAGGAUCCUCGAAAGUACGACAUAAUCCUCCGAAUGGAGGACCACUUAAGCGAGCAUAAAAAGGAAGACACUUGGCAACUCUACCAAGAGCAUGUGGUGGAUUUCCUCCGAAACACUUGUGGAUUGGCCUCCAAGUUCACUGAAGAGGAGAUCUUCCACGUUCUUGGCGUGAUUGACGUGAAUUCCGUCAAGAUUCAUUCCUCCUCUCAAGAGCGCUCAUCCGCCAACCAAAACCCUGGACAUGCGUUGUACCCCGUGACAGCCUUGAUUUCUCACGGAUGUAUCAGCAAUUCCAAAACCAUCAUUCUUCCGGAUUACACCAACGAGUGCCGGGCGACCACCUUCAUUUAUCAGGGAGACGAGAUUACCAAGCAAUAUGUCAGCUCCUUGGAGACCACCAACAUGAGACGAGCAAAAUUAAGGAGUGGCUGGUAUUUUGAUUGCAAAUGCCCACGAUGCUAUGACCCGACGGAAAACGAGUCGUACAUGAGUGCCACUUCCUGCCUUCGUUGCAAAACUGGCGUCAUCCUUCCCAGUCAUCCACUUGACCCAAAAAGUUCUUGGACCUGCGAUCUCUGUUACUUCAAGACCAAUGGUGAGGCCGUGGACAAGUUGGUGGAUUAUUUCUUGGACAAGAUUAAAGCAACCCGGAUUGAAGCAGUGGAUUUAUGGGAAGAGCUACUGGAAAAAGCCUCAAAAAUGUUCCAUUCCAAUCACUACAUCCUCACCCUUAUCAGGGUCACGAUGAACACGGCCUACAUUGAAUUGGGAGACAGAAUGGAGCUCGAGCCGGACAAAAUCCCGAUGGAGCUAUUCAUGAGACGGAAGGACCUUCUGGACGAUGUGCGCAAGGUCAUGGAUCUUGUGGAACCGGGACUUACUCGACGGCGUGGCAUUUCUCUCUUUGAAGCCGCUACUUGCCAUUUACAAUUGGGUAGACUUCUUCAUGAGGCGGAUCGAUUCGGAUUGGAAGAUUUCAUCCAACUGAUUGAGGCUGAAAGCGUUUCGUUACAGGAAGCCCUGAGAUGCUUGGAACAUCAUCCCGAAGGUACAUUGGAGGCCUCAAUUCAUUACAAAUGCGAGGCAGCCCUUUAUGAGGCCGAAUACACAAAAAAACGGAUGAAGUUGAAGUUAGAAGAGAUGAAGCAUCAAGCUCAGAAGAGAAUAGAAGAACGUGAGGCUGAAAGGCAUGAAGCCAAACUUGAGUUGGCUCAAUCCCCGAUCAGGUCCGCAAAAUCGGAAGAUGCAAAACCCUCAGGAGAUUUCGACUAUUUGGAUGGUCUUCUUGGCUCAGCCAUCCCUAUUUCUUCGCAAUCUCCCUCGUCCAUUGUUGACUUUGUCAAAAAUGAUGAACGGACGAGCGAACCAAAGGAAGUACUGAAACAACCAAAGGCACAAUCCCAGACUAAAAAGUCGUCAAAACAGAAACGGCGCAAGUGAACUCCAUGAUUUUGAAUGAUUAAGAAAUAAAGAAUCUAGCAAGCAAUGCAA
Messenger RNA from Tigriopus californicus, 2223 nucleotides. RefSeq names its product SET domain-containing protein SmydA-8-like. Bases 139 to 2172 code for a protein of 677 amino acids. The record is from RefSeq and is a predicted model, not a curated record. NCBI's taxonomy places the organism in Eukaryota, Metazoa, Arthropoda, Copepoda, Harpacticoida, Harpacticidae. The transcript is spliced from 8 exons.